CACAGCGACUAGUAAACAACAACAGCUGUUCGCAUUCUCGAAUUUUAUUUUCUGUAUUCGCAUUAAGCUUUGGUCCAAAAUAUUGCAAAAACACUCCCACGAUGCAACAGAUCAGCUAGGUAGUUGUGUGGUACUUAGGGCAGCAAGCAGGACUUGAGAAAGGACACCAGCAAAAUGUCGCAGACAGCAUCCACAACGCAAAGUGUAACCGCUGCACCGGCGGGUGGCAGCAGACGCAAUGAAGUGGGCGGCGUGGGCGUCAUCGGGACCACCAUGUCGGCUAGAUAUGGAGAAACAGAAUGGGAGGCUCGGGAGUCCCAGCGGCAGAGGGAACUGCACGAAGCUCGAGCACGGGCGGCGCAGAUGGAGAAAACCAUGAAGUGGUGGUCCGACUGCACUGCCAACUGGCGGGAGAAGUGGAGUAAGGUCCGCAACGAGCGGAAUAAGGCCAGAGAGGAGUCCAAGCAGCUGAGCCUCAAACUGGACGGCGUCAUGAAGGAGGCCCACUCGCUGAAGCGGGAGAAGAACGAUCUCGAGUUGCAGAUCACGCAGCUAAAGAAGGAGAUGGAGAAAGUGCACACGCUGAUGAUGAAGCACGCCGGUCAGUUCCAUCGAGCCGACACCAGCGAGGAUGCGGAGGCCAACGGACGGGAUGCCAACUGCUCGCCGGAUAUCUCCUCGGAUGGCUUAAAGAAUAUCAAUAGCGAGGACGGCUUGGUUACCAAGCUGCCCAAUGAUGUCAAGGAUCUAGACAUUGAGGAGUUCGCUAUGAAGGGGGCUAUGCCCAAACAUCUGACCGAGUUGGACGAAGCGGCGGCUGCCGAGGAGAAGCGCCUGAUUCAGCAAUUGUCAAAGGAUGACUUUGACGAAGACUACUUGCUGCAAAAGAUAUCCAUGCUGCAAUUGCGCCUCGACGAGGCUCAGAAAACUCUUCAAGCGGAAAGGGACGAAAAGCUGGAGCUGCACAAGAGCAUUGAGAAACUGACGCUGGAGAUCCAGGACGUGCGCGGACGUCAAGAGGAGAUGCGCUCGGCCAAGCAGGAGGCAGUGCGUGAACUAUUAACUCUUCAAGAACAACAUCGUGCUGAGAUGCGUAUCGUGAAUAACUCGCUGCAGGAGGAGAUUGCUGCCCGUGAGAAUCUCGAGCGCCGCCUCACGGAGCUUCGCACUGAACUGGAGCACCUUCAGGCGGAGAACGCCUCCGAAUGGGGCAAGCGCGAGCGACUGGAGUCCGAGAAAUUGGCCAUGGAGCGUGACAACAAGAAACUGCGCGCAGAACUGCGAGAUUAUCAGGAACGUUCGGACCGUAAGUGCCGACCCAUGCAAGCUAAUGACGUGGAGCUGCGAGCAUUGCAGCAGGAACUUUCGGAGCGCAACAAGGAGAUCAGCGAGGUGAAGAUGUCGCACGCCAAGCUAAAGAAGUUGCUGGCCGAAACAAACACAGAGCUGGGACACGCCGUGCGGCGAGCCGAGCAGUAUGAGGCGGAGGUGAAGCGUCUGCGUCAGCGUGUGGAGGAGCUGAAGCGGGAGUUAGCUGGUGCUGAGGACGAACUGGAUUCGGCCGUUAACCAAGUGCGCCGCUUGCAGCGUUCCAACGAUGAGCUGGUGGGUCAGACGGAAGGAUUACAGGUGCAGAUUCAGCACCUCCAGAAUAGACGUGCUCCCAGUCCCCAGCUGCGGGGCAUGGGCGGGGUGCAAUUGAGGAAUAAGAUUGCCGUGGAGCUGCCCAACGACUGUCUGCCGAAUAUCAAUGAUCUUCGCCAGAUCUUUGAUGACUCGCAGGCAGGUUUGAGGAGCUCCCACAAUGGCAGCGAUGCCGCUAUGCAUCAUGCUGCUUCCGUAAAGAGAUCUAGUCACACGGAACGAACGCUCCUGCAGCAGCAGCAGAGUAGUGCUGCGGCAUCUGCAGCGGCGGCGGCAGCGGCAGCAGCUGCUUUUUUUGAUGCCAAGCCCACGCAUCUGGAGGAGAAUAUAUUUGAGUCGAAGUCACGGAAUCUGGAGUUCGAGCGGGCCAAGCAGAAAUUCGAUAAUCCUCACGGACAGCACCAUCAUCAUCACCAGAGGCAGCGAUCCGGAAACGGACGUUAUGGCAGCGCAGGCAGCAGUGCCAGUCGAGCGAAUCUAGCGCUGCCCCUGAAGGGAACCACAAAUGGAGGCAGCAGCUCCGUUUCCAGUAAGGAUGAGCUAAACCGACAGCUGUACGAGAAGGAGCAGUCUGCAGGCGCUGGAUAUGCGAGAAACAGCAUUAAUCUAGAUGGUCUCAAGGUGUCCGACGAUGAGACUCCGUAGCUAUGGUUCGACAAGCUUGCUGCUGGACGACGAGACGGAGGGUAACAGCGACUAGGAUAACCAGACAAAAGACAUUUGAGAGACAUUAAUGGUAUUAACCUUAAGUAUUAAUUCGCAAGUACUUUAAAGUUGGUUGGACAACAGUCCCAAAUAUAAUGCGCAUUCCUAGUUUAUAUUUGGGCCUUUUACCAACCGGUGCCCCAGUUUUUUUUAUAAGCAUAACUAUUGCAGAACGAUUGUUCAUGAACAAAUACUUACUUAUAAACUAAGAUAUUCUUAAUUUCGCGACUAAUUCCAAUCAUCAGAUCACCAGUUAGCCACUUUCAUAACUUCAAUAUUCCAAGUAAUUUAAGGAUAACGUUUGAAACUCAUCUAGCUGGCCAUAUUCUUAUGAGCUUAACCCGCAGCUAAGACGGUUGUUAGGAGGAUUUCUCCUUCACAUCCUUGCAUCCUCAUCGGAAACCCUUGCCUUUACUAAAAAUGAACAGACUUAAUAACAGAUAUACCGACAUAUAUACGUAUUGAAGCAUAAUACAGGUUCGAUGUUUGCGGAAUAGCAUUUAGUGCCAGAAAUCUAAAGAAAUUGUAUGAGAUUUAGGAAAGCAUUGAUAGAAAUGCUGCUAUUUAUUAAUCGACAUUAUUGGAAAUUAUACAAGUAAUUCUCACUACAUAUUUCGAUAUUUUUGCAGUUGCCUAGUCCGAAAUUCUUUUAGUUUUUCAAAAGUCUAUCGAUAUUCAGCGGCAUAGUUGAUCUUUUACAAAAAAAUAUAUAUACACAUUAAACAAAUCGGAACUCAAAAUAUUUACGUAUUAUAACAUAGCAAUAUUAGUAUUUUAGUUAUUGAUAAAUAACAAUUUAUUAACUAUUAAAAUUAUAUAUAAAAUACAAAUGAUAUGCCAAUAAAGGUAGCAUGUUACAAGAU
This is a messenger RNA of Drosophila melanogaster (fruit fly), 3212 nucleotides long. RefSeq lists its product as uncharacterized. The transcript has 9 exons. Lineage: Eukaryota; Metazoa; Arthropoda; Insecta; Diptera; Drosophilidae. Bases 175 to 2289 code for a protein of 704 amino acids. The record is from RefSeq and is marked reviewed.